Messenger RNA from Chaetura pelagica (chimney swift), 699 nucleotides. RefSeq names its product DnaJ (Hsp40) homolog, subfamily C, member 9 (gene DNAJC9). The transcript has 5 exons. Gene Ontology annotation, cellular component: nucleus; cytoplasm. The record is from RefSeq and is a predicted model, not a curated record. Gene Ontology annotation, molecular function: heat shock protein binding. NCBI's taxonomy places the organism in Eukaryota, Metazoa, Chordata, Aves, Apodiformes, Apodidae. Bases 1 to 699 code for a protein of 232 amino acids.
AUGUCUUCAUCCUGCUGUGCUGAUGCUGCAGUCAGCAUUGGCACUGCAAUUAGGAGAGCCCUGUGGGGGCCCUUUGAAGGUGUAGGAGAAGGUGAUGAGCUCCUGAGCAAGGCCUACGCCGUGCUGAGCGACGCGGAGCAGCGGGCUGUGUAUGAUGAGCAGGGCACGGUGGACGAGGAGGGUGAGGUGCUGGGCGGCGAGCGGGACUGGCUGGAGUACUGGAGGCUGCUCUUCAAGAAGAUCACAACAAAGGACAUUGAAGACUUUGAGAAGAACUACAAAAAUUCGGAAGAAGAGCUGGCUGAUAUUAAAGCUGCCUACGUGGAUUCUGAGGGGGACAUGGACAGGAUCAUGGACUCCCUGUUGUGUGUGGACUAUACGGAUGAACCCAGAAUUCGGGAGGUCAUAGAAAAAGCCAUCGAGUCUGGAGAAGUCCCCUCCUACAAGGCUUUUGUAAAGGAGUCUAAGCAGAAAAAGAUGGCAAGGAAAAGGCGGGCAGAAAGAGAAGCUAAGGAAGCCGAAGCAACUAAAGAAGAACUGGGCCUUGGUGAUGAAGAUGACUUGAAAGCACUGAUUCAGAGCCGAAAUCAAGAUCGCAAAAAGAAAAUGGAUGACUUUUUGGCCCAAAUGGAAGCAAAAUAUGGGAACAGUGCUAAAAAAGGAGCAAAGAAGACUGCAGGCAAGAAAGGAAAGAAAUAA